AAAAGCCGUUUGCUUUUUUUGAAAUCUACAUGACGGAUAAGAAGGAGAUCAUCGAUAUCUACAGUUCAGAUGAGGAAGACGAAGAAGAAGAAGAUGAUGAUAUCGAUGGCGAGAGUAGCGACGAAGACGAUUAUGAAGAAGAUGAUGAUGAUGAUGAUGAUGAUGAUGAUGAUGAAGAAGAUCGGAGUUUGAGUGGAGAUGAUAGCGAAUUGAGCGAAGAUGAUUCUACGGAUUCGAAUUCGGAUUCUGAUGACGACGAUGAAGACGAUGAUGAGGAAGACGAUGAUGAAGACUCUCUAGUUGAUAAAGUCACUGGUCUAUUCAAAGAUUUUGGUUUGUUAAUGUCUUCCUCUAAAACUCCCCAGAUUGAUGGUCAUAAGACUGAUUGUAUAAGAGUGUUGGUUGAUGUUGAGAGAGGUAGAGCUGUCCCAAACUGGCUUGGUGGUGACUUGGGACCUCAAGAGUUGGUGGAGAACCCAAAUGACCAUGGGAGGAGUGUGAGGAAUCUCGGGAUAAGGAGAAAGAAAGGGAAUGAUUGAGGUAAAGCAUCACAGACGCUAGGACCGAGGAGGCAGGGAGAGCAGACGGGAUCGUGCUACAAUGAAUCAUGUCAAAGACUGUGAUAGGAGCUGUAUGAUACAAACCAACGAAGUAAAAUGGUUCUUGUAGU
Messenger RNA from Arabidopsis arenosa, 670 nucleotides. NCBI's taxonomy places the organism in Eukaryota, Viridiplantae, Streptophyta, Magnoliopsida, Brassicales, Brassicaceae. The record is from the annotation of a GenBank genome assembly.